Messenger RNA from Manduca sexta (tobacco hornworm), 5243 nucleotides. RefSeq names its product metal transporter CNNM4. Gene Ontology annotation, biological process: magnesium ion homeostasis; transport. Gene Ontology annotation, cellular component: plasma membrane. Lineage: Eukaryota; Metazoa; Arthropoda; Insecta; Lepidoptera; Sphingidae. The record is from RefSeq and is a predicted model, not a curated record. Gene Ontology annotation, molecular function: transmembrane transporter activity. The coding region runs from base 82 to 3498 and encodes 1138 amino acids. The transcript is spliced from 15 exons.
CGAAGUGUCAAACAGCGCAAAAUAUGUCGCGAUAGUGGUCGACGCGACGUUGUUUUCAUUCACUAUUUACGUGCGUGUAAAAUGGCAUCAGAUACUCGUGUGUUACGGACUUGUGGUUUAAUAUUGUAUGUUUUAUUUCACGUGAACGCUUCGUUUGACAACAAUGCGGAACCACGGAUACUUUCAUUGAAAAUUAAUAGUAAGAUAUGUGAAGAGAAUACAUGUAAAUAUUUUUUAAAUGUGAGCGGUGGUGAAUUUGUCGGUCAUUAUUCAUGGAGGCUGACCCCGUUGGCGGCUGCACAGGGUGGUAACUGUGACGUCAUUCACCCCAAUCACGAGAUUAAAGAGAUUACAAGUGAAAAAUAUAUUACGACGUUGCAAAUAAUUUUACCAAAUCGCAGUGGUAAAAUAUACUUUUGCGUCCGUUACGAUGAUGAAAAAAACAUACCGUUCGGCGGCAAAUGGGUUCAUCAGGGUGUGGAGUAUUACUUGGACCCGAAAAACGACGUAGUCGCACUGGAAAGCCUACCCUUAAGUACCCCAUCUCGAAAUGGCAAAAGUCCAAACGCCAAAAUCGAAGAGAGCACACCCCGGCCCGAUCUGUCACGGGACAUAGCCAUAAACUACUUGCCUAAUGUACCGAAAGUUUCUCACAAUGAAAAGCGAGAUAUUGAAGUGCUCGUUCAAGAUAAAUACGUGUCUUCAAACGACUUGCAGCGAGCUACCAAACUUAAUGAUCGGACUGUCUUCGAACAAACAGGUUACCCUGGCAGAUAUAAAAGAAAUGUUGUGGGCGAUAAAAGAACAAACGCUAGGCAAGGUCAAGAAAAUGAAGCUUACAACGAAGAUGAUUACAAAAUUGACCCUUAUGGCAGAACCAGUAGUAGUAUAGAUGACGAUACUGAACUAAUUCAUAAAUUAGAUAUUAAUACAAGUAGUAGUACUAAUCAUCCUAUUACUAAACAUAAUAUAGAAGGUCUAAAGAGAAAUCAUACAACGAAUAAAGUAAAACCAAAAGUAUCGAAAAUUCCUUCAUCCGUUAUACGUAAGAGAAAUUUAGAAACGAUACUCAAGGAGUUCUAUAAAGACAAUAAUUUUACAACGGAUGCAUAUAAAAAGAGUAAACAUAAGCAAGAUAAGGUGAAGUCAGAAGCUAGAGCUUCUGUCCUAGGCCUUAACGAUGGAGCUAAUGCAGGUCCAGGUAAAGUAAGGAAGCCACGGCAGUCGGAUAUGUUGGAGUUUACGAGCGUCCGGGCCGAACAAGUACCCGUGAUUGUUGAGGGGAUCAGGGUUGAAGACUCCGCCAAAGAUCCUAACAUUAUAGAAGGCGGCAUACCUAGUGUGCAAGCCUCAACUAUCGUCACUUUACGGCUAUUCGGCGAAGGACUGACGCCCCGGACUGUGAUUGCGUUCACGCACCACGAGCAAACAUACGGCCAGCCCUGCAAGUUUCUUCUUAAAGGGGAAUAUACGGUAAGAGAAGGAUCUCUGGGGCCAAGAACAGCACUAUUCGAUAUAAAAGCGCCGGCGCAAGUGUCCGAACAAAAACUUUACAUCUGCGCGAAAAAUCUGCGACCCGGUCUCACAGACCCCACCAAAGACGAGGAGAAAUAUGUUCACCAAGGAAACGACCCGUUCAAAAUUUUCGCCAUUCACAGCCCCCUACUGCCUCUAUGGGCUUCCAUGAUCCUCAUACUGGUGUGUCUGACGUUCUCGGCGUUGUUCUCCGGGCUAAACCUUGGGCUCAUGUCGUUGGAUCGGACCGAGCUGAAGAUCAUAUCCAACACCGGCACGGAACAGGAGAGGAAGUACGCCCGGGCCAUAAUGCCGGUGAGGGAUCACGGCAACUACCUGUUGUGCAGCAUUCUUCUGGGUAACGUGGCUGUCAACUCAACUUUCACGAUAUUGUUGGACGAGCUGACGUCGGGGCUGUUCGCGGUGAUAUUUUCUACCCUGGCUAUUGUGUUGCUGGGUGAGAUCACGCCGCAGGCGAUCUGCUCCAGGCACGGGUUGAUGAUCGGCGCCAAGAGCAUCAUGAUCACUAAGUCUGUAAUGGCAUUGACGGCUCCAAUGGCGUUCCCAGUCAGCAAACUGCUAGAUUAUUUCCUGGGUGAGGAAAUAGGCAGCGUCUACAACAGAGAACGGCUGAAGGAGCUUGUUAAGGUGACGACAGACGUGAACGACCUGGACAAAGACGAGGUGAAUAUCAUCUCCGGCGCGUUGGAGCUGCGCAAGAAGACCGUCUCGGACGUGAUGACCAAGCUGGAGGAUGUGUUCAUGCUGCCCAUCAGCAGCGUGCUGGACUUCGAGACCAUGUCCGAGAUCGUCAAGUCUGGUUACUCCCGUAUCCCGGUGUACGAGGGCGGCCGCGGUAACAUCGUGACGGUGCUGUUCAUCAAGGACCUCGCGUUCGUGGACCCCGACGACAACACGCCGCUGCGCACGCUCUGCCAGUACUACCAGAACCCCUGCAACUUCGUCUUCGAGGACGUCACGCUUGAUGUAAUGUUCAAGCAGUUCAAAGAAGGUCACAAGGGCCACAUGGCGUUCGUGCAUCGCAUCAACAACGAGGGUGAGGGCGACCCCUUCUACGAGACCAUCGGACUCGUCACCCUCGAGGACGUCAUCGAGGAGAUGAUACAGGCGGAGAUCGUCGACGAAACAGACGUGUUCAUGGACAACCGCACGAAGCGUCGUCGCAACCGUCCGCAGAACAAGCUGCAGGACUUCGCGGCGUUCGCGGAGCGGCACGAGAACCAACGCAUUCACAUCUCGCCGCAGCUCACGCUCGCCACCUUCCAGUUCCUCAGCACCAGCGUGGACGCGUUCCGCCCCGACACGGUGUCGGAGACGGUGCUGCGGCGCCUGCUGCGGCAGGACGUCAUCCACCACAUCAAACUCAAGGGCAAGACCAAGAAGGACCCCACCACAUACGUCUUCCAGCAGGGGAAACCGGUGGAUUAUUUCGUGUUGAUCCUGGAGGGCCGCGUGGAGGUGACGGUGGGUCGCGAGAACCUCGUGUUCGAGGCGGGACCCUUCACGUACUUCGGCGUGCAGGCGCUCACGCAAAACGUCGGCGUCGCGGAGUCCCCGACGCCGUCUGCGAUGGGCUCGCUGCAGAACAUCAACAUGGACUCGAUGCUGCGCCACACGUUCGUGCCGGACUACUCCGUGCGCGCCAUCACGGAACUCUUCUACCUCACCGUCAAGCGGACCCUUUACUUGGCGGCGAAACGCGCCACACUCAUGGAGAAGGGCGCGCUGUCCAAAGGCGCCAUCAACGAACAGUUCGACAACGAAGUGGAUAAAUUAUUGCAGUCGGUAGAUGAAGACAUCAGCAUAAGUGGAGAACACAAAACACCUUCCAGACAGGUGUCGCCGCACGCGCUGCCGCCGCCCGCGUCUGCGAGUGCGCACACGCGCGCCUCCUUCACCUCGCCCGACCGCAACGGGGACGUGUUCGCGCGCGCCGACGAGCAGGAGAAACUACUCAAGUAACACACAUACACUUUACAUCGGGAUACAAGUCUUUGGGCUAUGAUUAGGGACCUUAAAACAGAACACGGAUAAAUAACUAAAGAAUCUUUAUACUUUUACGUUUUUAAGAAAUCUUCGCCAUAACUUAACUUCCGAAAUAAUGUUUACUGAUGCCAAAAUCACAAUCAUUACCGCCUUUGUACAUUACAAACUGAUAAAAUUAUUACUUACGAACAAAACUACUUACUUAAAUGUACUUAAUUUGUUUAUCUCAUAUAUUAACUUCAUAGAAAUAAUUACAAAAAUGCUUAUCCAAGUCGAUGUAUGUACUUAAAACAUCCUGUCGAAUUUGAUCUUGCAUUUGCCAAAUAAUGACGGUUAUAAGUACAUUUACACAACUGUAUCAUAACUAUAUGGGGAAAAUAGUCAUAAUAGGAAUUAUCUAAGUCAGGUUUAAAUAAGUAAGUUUUUUAAAUAGUUAACAUGAGUUGUAAUAAUAUAUUAAUGAAUAAAUUAUAAUCAGUAUUAUGUUAUACGAAAAUUAACUUAUUUAAAGUAAACAUCCAGUAAAAGAGACGGGUCAAGCCUCACCAUAUUGUAAAAAUAUUUUUCGUUAUUAUUUAUGUCGUUUUUUUUAUUAAUAUUGCAUUUGUAUUAGAUAAUAUUUGUUAUAAUGGCAAAUCCCGUCUAGUUUAAUGGAUGCUUACUAUUAUUGCAUUACACAUUGAGUGCUGCCGCCUCAGUGACCGAAUUUUAUUUAUAAUAUUUGUAACAUUUGUUGUAUUUUAAUGCCGGCCGUACACAGCCUGAGAGAUUGCAACGUGUCCAAACUGUUCAAUUUCGUCGAUCUUUAGAACAUGUGUGGCAGCGAAACCAGUCCGAAUCCCGUCGGACUGACAGCCAUUUUCAAUAAACUUUCCAAUCUCAAUCCGAUUCAGAGAAUAAACCAAUGAAAAUAAGUAAUUUGUAAACAUGUCAAAAAAUCUUUGUUCUGAGUGAUCCAUUUUGAGAUAGAUCAAGAAAAGCGAUUAGGAUCGUUUAUUGAAAAUGGCGGUUAAUAAAGUCACGGUUGCGACACAAUAUUCCUAGAUUUAGCAGUAUUACGUACGUGUAACCCCAUAAGAUAACACAUUAUAGAACUAAAAUAUGAUGACUUGAAUGACUGCAUACAAAUAUCUUAAUACCUACGAUACUCUUAGAAAAAUAGUACCUAUUUUAAAAUGUCACAAAGAAAUAAUUGCAUUUCUCGAUGAAUAAAAUAGGUGCCGUAGAUUACAAAAAUAUUUUACACUCUUGAUAACGGAGGAAAUUCUCAGAGUACUUUAAAGUUUAUAUUAAGUGUGGUGAGACGGAACGCUGGUCACACAGCGGUGUUGUGCGUUUAUGGUUGAAAGCAAGGCUUUUAUAUGAACGUAAAGUAAUAUUAUGUAAAUAAUGUGAUAAGUAGUCUAGAUGUUAGAUCAAUGUUAACCAUGCAGAGUGCGGCGGCUGAGGACUGAGAACACAUCAAUUGUUAAACACCGGUACUCUCUUACGUAAUGCGUUUUCUCUUUGGGACUCAGUGGAAUUAUUCUUAUCGCACUUUGAUUUAUUGGACGAACAAACAUGUUUUGAGUCUUUAUAUUCCAAUUUCUACUAUUUUAUUAAUAUUUUACUUUUGUGUAAUAUUUUAUUUUCAACCCCCAGCCGCAGUGCGUGUACAAUAGAAAUAAGAACAAUUGUGUAUGUUAUUGUUACAUCAAUAAAUUGUAUUAUUGAGUAUAAAA